This is a messenger RNA of Saimiri boliviensis boliviensis (Bolivian squirrel monkey), 1698 nucleotides long. It is a transcript of the gene FGF6, whose product is annotated as fibroblast growth factor 6. NCBI's taxonomy places the organism in Eukaryota, Metazoa, Chordata, Mammalia, Primates, Cebidae. Gene Ontology annotation, molecular function: growth factor activity. The record is from RefSeq and is a predicted model, not a curated record.
CGUCAGGGUGAUGAUGGGUGGAGGGGAGGGCCAGGCUGCUGAACCAACUAUAAAGAUAGGUAAAAUCAAAUAUCAUCAACACCAGACGGAGCGAGCGGGUGAGCUAGAGAGGGUGCCCGAGCCAUGGUCUCUACCGGCCGCGGCUCAGCCUGGGUCCCUCUGCUCUCAACCCGAGUGCCCGAUGCAGGCUUUGGUUUCAUGUCAGCAGCCUUCAUCUGCCUUCCAAAAAUAAGCCCCUGCCGCCAUGCGGGAGGGGGAAAAACAAGAAGGGGGGUAUUUUUAGGGCCAUUAAUUCUGACCACGUGCCUGAGAGGCAAGGUGGAUGGCCCUGGGACAGAGGCUGUUCAUCACUAUGUCCCAGGGAGCAGGACGUCUUCAGGGCACGCUGUGGGCUCUCGUCUUCCUAGGCAUCCUAGUGGGCAUGGUGGUAUCCCUGCCUGCAGGUUCCCGUGCCAACAACACGCAGCUGGACUCAAGGGGCUGGGGCACCCUGCUGUCCAGGUCUCACACGGGGCUAGCUGGAGAGAUCGCCAGGGUGAAUUGGGAAAGUGGCUACCUGGUGGGGAUCAAGCGGCAGCGGAGGCUCUACUGCAACGUGGGCAUCGGCUUUCACCUCCAGGUGCCCCCCGACGGCCGGAUCAGCGGGACCCACAAGGAGACCCCCUACAGCCUGCUGGAAAUUUCCACUGUGGAGCGAGGCGUGGUGAGUCUCUUUGGAGUGAGAAGUGCCCUCUUCGUUGCCAUGAACAGUGAAGGAAGAUUGUACGCAACGCCCAGCUUCCAAGAAGAAUGCAAGUUCAGAGAAACCCUCCUGCCCAACAAUUACAACGCCUAUGAGUCAGACUUGUACCGAGGGACCUACAUCGCCCUGAGCAAACACGGACGGGCAAAGCGGGGCAGCAAGGUGUCCCUGAUCAUGACUGUCACUCACUUCCUUCCCAGGAUAUAAGGACCCACAAAAGAAGGCUCACAGAUUUAAAGCAGCAAGUGUCCUAUUGGAAUUUUGCACAAGCAAAUAAUUCCCCUUGCCCUCCAUGGCUUCUGAGUCAGGCUUAUCUUGCAGUUGGGGAGACCCCAGUUGUUGCCGCUGGCCGCGCUGGACCCCAUGGCAUGUAGCCCACUCAAGUGAGGGUUGCAAGCAGCAUCUUAGAAUGGCAAUGGAUCCCAUGCUCUGACCUCCCCCGGAGGAAAGAAGCUAUCGGUGACACUUGAGGAAUGUGACCAUGUGCAAAGGAAAAGGCCAGGGUAGGAGUUUGUGUGCAUUGUUGUAUGUCCAUAUAGCGUUCUAUAUAUUCUCAGAGCAAAGGCAUUUCAAAGCAUCGAGUUUCUCUCUCCUAGCAUCAUGGCUGCAGGAAUCUGCCUGUACGAAUGUCACUUGUCAAGCCGGUAUGAUUAAUAUGUGCUCCCAUCCUGCCUCUUUCCAAUCGUCUUUCCUUUCAGAGGCCACUGACUACAUGAAUGGCACAGGUCAGCGGGGAGCAGCCGUCCUCAAAGUGCAGAGACGCCAGGGUGAGAGGGUGUAAGGUUGUAUUGCAAACCCGAAAGAGAGUGAUCAGGCACUUCAAGCUUCCUGCCAGUGAGGGCCCUCGGGAUACUGGGAUGAAUUGUCACGGAAGCUGGGGGAGAAGCUUUUCCCUUCUUGGAGUUAAGGGGUAGAGCAGAGUCCAGGGCAGCUGAGGAAGGCUUGUGGAGGCAGCA